AUCCCUCCACUAAUCCCUAGUAUCAGUAGCUUGCUUAUUCUGCGGGCCAAGCAGCGAUUCUACGGUAAACCGGCCAUCCUGGUUCGUUCUCCAUUCAACGGUUGGUCUGUCCCCAUCCCAUCAGGACCGCUGGUGAGGAUUGCUGUCGACCUCGAAAGACAGGCAGUCGGUUCUGCGCCUUGCCAUGCUCGAAAAAAAAAACGGACAAGGUUUUCCUCACCUCGUCUUCCAUGGCCAGGCCGCAGGGUCAUUUGAAUAUGGUGGGAUUCCCUCAGGGCACUAUCCAUCUUGGCAUAUGACAAACCACCAACCAUAUCGAUUUCCUCUGAUGCACCGAAGUCUUGGCUUGCAGGGACAUAUCACCAGCCAAUCCCAAACCCACCACCCGUCUUACACUAUAAGAGCACAUUUUCUCGGGUUAACCCUGAUAGGGACUGAUGGUCUCCGGGUUAUCUCUUUUCGGCAGGUUAUAUCUCGGCGUUGCGAUUGGCCGUUGUCGCGCCACCCAAUGCAAAAGGCGCGUGACUGCUCAUAUCCCUCAUCAUUCUGGUGUUUAUUUUUCUCUUUCACACGACAGGCAGACACUCAAAGCGUGCUGCCAAGACACGCCUGGGACCUUUGUGCGGCGCGAACCCCCACGUCUGACGGCAUCGCAAUGCCCCGUUUUGGGGACUUAUUCCAGGACAUCACCAGAGCUGGUUCCGUACCUGGAAUCUUGUCCGUGAAGGCCGGCGUGGUUUCUUGGCCAUGUUCCCCUGCUGAUUCGCGCCUGACUACUCGCUCAAGCGCACUGUUGCCUUGGCCGGCAGAACGAAUCCGAGGCCAUCGUUUGGCCGUCUAGUUCCAGGGACCGGACGAUUGACGGAGGAGCUACACGAGAGGCUCAGAACGAAGCUUUGCACAAGACACGGGAUUGCGCGCAACUCGCCGUGGAAGACUUCUUAGUUACUACUUGGCGAUACCAAUGCUCCGUCUGGGCGCAUGUUGCCGCCUUGGUAAAAUCUUGGGAGUCUCGGGG
Messenger RNA from Colletotrichum navitas, 1018 nucleotides. RefSeq lists its product as uncharacterized. The transcript has a single exon. The record is from RefSeq and is a predicted model, not a curated record. Bases 185 to 841 code for a protein of 218 amino acids. Lineage: Eukaryota; Fungi; Ascomycota; Sordariomycetes; Glomerellales; Glomerellaceae.